AUGUCAAAAACAAGAGCCCAAUCUGCUUUAGAAAAGCUAAUUCAAUCUCAGAGAGAUCCUCAAUCACAGAAAGAGGGCUAUUUUCAACAGAAACGACUUGCAAAGAAGGAACGUGCUUUUGAACCCGAAAAAAUUGCUCUAGAGGAAAAACGGAAACAAGAAGAGAAGCAAUCAGAAGUUCUUAAAUAUUUAAAGAGAACCAUGCGAGUUGAAGAUGCCGAGAAAGCUGUCCAUGAUAUGAUAUCCAAAAAGAAUGAAUCAAACAAGAAGAGAAAAAGAAAAGAGAAAAAGAUAAAUGACGACGAUUACGGCGUCUUCGAAGAUGACGGCCUUGUUCUAUAA
Molecule: messenger RNA, 342 nt
Organism: Schizosaccharomyces osmophilus
Lineage: Eukaryota; Fungi; Ascomycota; Schizosaccharomycetes; Schizosaccharomycetales; Schizosaccharomycetaceae
Product: Schizosaccharomyces specific protein
Exons: 2
Coding region: 1-342 (113 amino acids)
Source: RefSeq, a predicted model, not a curated record